Meyerozyma guilliermondii ATCC 6260 is the source of this 906-nucleotide messenger RNA. RefSeq names its product translation initiation factor eIF2 subunit beta (gene SUI3). The coding region runs from base 1 to 906 and encodes 301 amino acids. The transcript has a single exon. NCBI's taxonomy places the organism in Eukaryota, Fungi, Ascomycota, Pichiomycetes, Serinales, Debaryomycetaceae. Gene Ontology annotation, biological process: translational initiation; formation of cytoplasmic translation initiation complex; formation of translation preinitiation complex. Gene Ontology annotation, molecular function: translation initiation factor activity; translation initiation factor binding; mRNA binding. Gene Ontology annotation, cellular component: eukaryotic translation initiation factor 2 complex. The record is from RefSeq and is a predicted model, not a curated record.
AUGUUCUUGUGUGUGCAGUCGUGUGUGGCAGAGACUGAAAAUUUUAUAUUGAAUGUGAGCAAAAAUCAGAUUGUAAUCAUGAGUGACUUAGGAUUUGAUCCCACUUUAAAGAAGAAAAAGAAGGCCAAAAAGCCGGAAAGCGAUGUCAGCGAGUCCCCAGCACCCGCAGGAGAAAUCGACGACAUGUUUGCAGGCUUGAAAAAGAAGAAAAAGUCGAAAAAGCCUGUUGACGAUACCACCGAAGCGUCUGCUUCACCCGCCGCCGACGAUUUGACCGAUACAUUUGGCGACCUCACGCUCAAAAAGAAGAAGAAGAAGUCAGUGAAGAGCCUGGAUGCCGCCGACUUUGACCAGCAGUUAGAAGAAGCUGGUUUAGAAGACAUCAGCCAAACCAACGACGACGACAACUCGGCUUCCACCGCAGGAGGUCCACCUUACGAGGACUUGUUGUCGAGAUUCUUCGGUAUUCUUAAGAAAAAUAACCCCGAGCUCGCCGGAAAUCGAUCAGGACCCAAGUUCAGAAUCCCACCACCAGUGUGUCAGAGAGAAGGUUCCAAGAAAACGCUUUUCGCCAAUGUCCAAGAAAUCGCCACCGUGUUGCAAAGAAACCCCGAGCACUUGAUACAGUUUUUGUUUGCGGAAUUGGGUACCAGUGGAUCUAUCGAUGGAGAAAAGAGAUUGGUGUUGAAGGGUAAGUUUCAACCCAAGCAGAUGGAGUCGGUGUUAAGACGUUACAUUCUUGAGUAUGUGACGUGUAAGACAUGUAAGUCGAUGAACACCGAAUUGAAGAGAGAGUCCGCCAACAGAUUGCAUUUCUUGAGCUGUAAAGCAUGUGGAUCCACCAGAUCGGUGUCGUCCAUCAAGACCGGUUUCCAAGCGCAAAUCGGAAAGAGAAAGAGAAUGUAA